Messenger RNA from Vespula pensylvanica (western yellowjacket), 1183 nucleotides. RefSeq names its product glutamate--cysteine ligase regulatory subunit (gene Gclm). Lineage: Eukaryota; Metazoa; Arthropoda; Insecta; Hymenoptera; Vespidae. Bases 66 to 800 code for a protein of 244 amino acids. Gene Ontology annotation, biological process: glutathione biosynthetic process. Gene Ontology annotation, molecular function: glutamate-cysteine ligase catalytic subunit binding; enzyme regulator activity. Gene Ontology annotation, cellular component: glutamate-cysteine ligase complex. The record is from RefSeq and is a predicted model, not a curated record. The transcript has 6 exons.
AGAAGAAAAGAAAAAAGAAAAAAGAAAUUAUAUCUUUUUUAAUAUUAUUCGUUUAAUUAAUUAAAAUGUCUCGCAAUUUAUUAAUUAAUACUGGCAAUAUACUUUCUUUAGAUGAAGCUAAAAAAAAGGCCAGUCAGAAUACAAGAGAUGAGUUAGUAGAUACGCUAAAGAUCAUUUUGAGAGAGAAAGAGAAUCAAGGAGACAAUAUCGUGUUUAUGAACGGUAUAGGAGAUAUUGGUAUUGAAAAUACUGAAAGAGCAGAAUUGAAAGUAACUGUAAAAGUUUUUGUUUCGUCUCCUGAAGCUGACACAUUAAAGGAUGCAUUAAAUAAAGUCUUUGAGAAUUUGAACACGGAUACGAUUGAAUCCUUGGUGAUUGCUUAUAGCAUUAAAGACGAUUCUGAAGAUAUAUUAACGUCUUUAAAAUCUUUAUGGAGAGCUGUCGAAGAAUAUGUGAAAAUUGGAAAAUUGUCUAGUGUCGGAUUGAGUGACUUAAAUACUAAUACUUUUAUCGAAUUCUUUCAAUGGGCCAAUAUCAAGCCUGAUAUCGUACAAAUUAAUUUAGCUACUUGUUGCAUUGUUCCGCCAGCCUUACAAGAAUUUUCUAAAGCGAAUGAUGUGCAAUUAUUAACUCACAGCGACCCAUCUGAAAUUUUACCAGAAGACGUAUUGAAGGAAAUAUUUGGCUUGCCAGUGUCACUACACUGGGUUGUUAAAUAUCAAAUUCAUCUUAAAUGUCGUGGUAUAUUAACUUCGAAAGGAUAUUUAAUUUAUAUUAAAAAAUUAUUAACGUGUAAUUAAUAAUGGUUAUUCAUAGAAAACGAUUUAGAUAACGUUCGGUGAUCUUGUAUGUACUUUAAUUUUGUGGGUAUAUCACAAAUGUAUAUUUUAAUAUAAAAUUCCGUUUAAUUGAAUGCUACUUAAUAUCUGGAAAAAAGUAUAUAUAAAACAGAAAGUAAUUUUAGAAGUAUUAUAUAUAUAUAUGUAUGUAUGUAUAUACACACACAUAUAUAUUAUAUACAUAUACAUAUAUGCAUAUAUUUAGUAUGUACAUAUAUAUAUGUACAUGUGAUAUUAUGUAUUCCCAAUACUUGUACUCGAGCAGCAGCACAAGUUGUACUUAUAGAGUGUAAAUACACAAUGGCAAAUGCAUUUUUUAAAAUAAAAGUAUUUUUCUGAUUUAA